Peniophora sp. CBMAI 1063 is the source of this 1188-nucleotide messenger RNA. NCBI's taxonomy places the organism in Eukaryota, Fungi, Basidiomycota, Agaricomycetes, Russulales, Peniophoraceae. The record is from the annotation of a GenBank genome assembly.
AUGGCUACCCAAGAGUUCAAACAGGCUCCUCACUCGCUCCUAGUGAUCCCCGGCCCUAUCGAGGUCACCGAUGAGGUGUUAUUCGCCAAUGCGCAUCCAUCUGUCUCCCAUAUGUCUGGAGACUUCACGAAAGCCUUCGGUGAAAGCAUCAAGAUGACGAGGGAAGUUCUCUUCACACAGACGGCGCAACCGUUCCUCAUCUCGGGCUCCGGCACUCUUGGUUGGGACCAGGUUUCUGCCAACCUGAUCCAGGCUGGCGAGAACGUACUCGUACUGAACACCGGCUACUUUGGAGACAGCUUUGCUGACUGCUUAUCCACGUAUGGCGCGAAUGUUGACCAGAUCCGGGCCGACUUCGGCACCACGGUUGACCUUGCAGAACUCGAGAAGGCACUGUCUUCCAAGAAGUACAAAGCUGUGACUAUUACACACGUUGAUACUUCGACAGCUGUCCUUACGCACCCAAAGCCUAUCGCCGACAUCGUCAAGAAGGUCUCCCCAGAUACGCUCGUCAUCCUCGAUGCCGUUUGUGCUGUCGCAAGUGAAGAGAUCCGCAUGGAUGCAUGGGGCAUCGACGUCGUCCUCACCGCAAGCCAGAAGGGUCUCGGUGCGCCUCCGGGCCUGAGCAUCGUUGUCGCAAGCGAGAAGGCGUUGGCGGCCUUCAACGCUCGCACAGCCCCUGUGCCCGCAUUCUACGCGAGCUGGAAGCGUUGGUUGCCGAUCAUGCAGGGCUAUGAGAAGGGCGCACCAGCGUACUUCGCUACGCCGCCGGUCAACCUCAUCUACGCGUUCCACCAGGCGCUUACGCAGAUCACGCGUGGCGCCAUCUCGCUCGAGGACCGCUUCAAGGGGCACCAGGAAACGAGUGCUCGCGUAAAGGCAGCUGCGAAGGAGCUUGGUCUGGGAUCCGUUCCAGUCGACCCUUCUGCUGCAGCGAACGGCAUGACGGCCGUCUACUGCCCUGAGGGCGUCAAGUCCUCUGAGCUAGCACCCGCUUUCAUGAAGAAGGGCCUCAUCAUCGCCGGUGGUCUGGGUACGCGUAAGGACACGUACUUCCGCAUCGGACAUAUGGGCGUAACGGCCGUAGAUGGCUCUCGAGGCGAUGUUGACAGGAUCAUCUCCGUCCUGCGCGAGGUGAUCGCGGAGAAGACUGGCAAGGAUAUCCGCCACAGCAAAGCGCUUCUCUGA